Trichomonas vaginalis G3 is the source of this 384-nucleotide messenger RNA. Its product is annotated as organellar and viral DNA polymerase type B. Lineage: Eukaryota; Parabasalia; Trichomonadida; Trichomonadidae. The transcript has a single exon. The record is from RefSeq and is a predicted model, not a curated record. Bases 1 to 384 code for a protein of 127 amino acids.
AUGAAGAGAGCAAUUGACGCUUUAGUUGUUUUAGCAGGUAAGGUUUCAGAAUAUAACGCAAAAAUGAACCCGCAAUGUUCUAAAUGUAAAGCAGCAAUGAGGAAAUAUAACUACUCCGUCAAAGAGAUAGAACGUAUGAGAAACGACUAUGCAGACUUAAAGAAAGAAGCAGAAAAACCAGCAGAAAAUAAAAUGGAUAUGUUAGAAUUUCUGAACAAAAACUAUCCAACAGCAGAAGAUUUCCUUCUAUCUGACGUCAAGAAGAAGUAUAAAGAAACUUUCGGCAUUGUUAAAACUUUUGACAUACUGACAGAAGAAAUAGAAGCUACGAAAUUGUUUAGGAUUUCAAAUAUACAUCGUACAAUUCAUGUAAAACGUUUAUAA